AUGCACGGGCACAGUUUCACGGGCACGGCGCCGCGGUCCGACCGGCACGCGGCCCCUCCGUCGUCGCCGCGGCCGCGUGUGCACGAAACCGUACGCUCGGCUGUGGUUUCGCUAGAUACCCGACCCGGCCCGGGUGCCUACGACUCGCACGGCUGGGGCGCCCGUCCGACGCCGACUAGGAAGAGAUUAUCCCGGUCGAUGCACGGCACAGUUUCACGGGCACGGCGCCGCGGUCCGACCGGCACGCGGCCCCUCCGUCGUCGCCGCGGCCGCGUGUGCACGAAACCGUACGCUCGGCCGUGGUUUCGCUGGAUACCCGACCCGGACCGAGUGGCUACGACUCGCACGGCUGGGGCGCCCGUCCGACGCCGACUAGGAAGAGAUUAUCCCGGUCGAUGCACGGCACAGUUUCACGGGCACGGCGCCGCGGUCCGACCGGCACGCGGCCCUCCGUCGUCGCCGCGGCCCGUGUGCACGAAACCGUACGCUCGGCUGUGGUUUCGCUAG
This is a messenger RNA of Macrosiphum euphorbiae (potato aphid), 507 nucleotides long. NCBI's taxonomy places the organism in Eukaryota, Metazoa, Arthropoda, Insecta, Hemiptera, Aphididae. The record is from the annotation of a GenBank genome assembly.